AUGGAUUGGGUUCUGUGUCUAUAUCUAUCCGUGUCUUUUUUCAUAGGGCUGAUCAUUUUAACAUUAAAUUUAAAAUUUAGAAAGUCAAUGCAUGGCUUACAGGAGCUCCCAUGCCUCCCAUCACUCCCUUUCAUCGGCAGUCUGCUGAGUCUAAUAAGCGAACAUCAGCCUCACGUGCUUUUCAAGAAACUACAGGAGAAAUAUGGCCCGAUAUAUUCACUGAUGAUGGGCUCCAAUAGAUUAAUUAUUGUCAACCAGUAUUCACAUGCCAAAGAGGUACUGCUGAAGAAGGGCAAGAUAUUUGCAGGAAGACCAAGAACCGUAACGACAGAUGUGCUGACCAGGGAUGGGAAAGAUAUUGCUUUUGGAGACUACAGUGCAACCUGGAAGUUCCACAGGAAAAUUGUCCAUGGAGCUCUCCACAUGUUUGGACAUGGGUCUGCUUUAAUUGAAAAGAUCAUCUGCACACAGGCCGACUUGCUUUGCUCCAUCAUGCAAGAGAAAGCUGCUUCUGAACAAUCAGCGGAUUUUUCUCCCGAACUAAUGUGCGUGGUCACCAACGUCAUCUGUUCACUCUGUUUCAACUCCACGUACUCCGUGGGAGAUCCUGAGUUUGAGUCCAUGCUUCAAUACAGCCAGGGUAUUGUGGACACUGUUGCCAAAGACAGCUUGGUGGACAUUUUCCCAUGGUUACAGGCUUUCCCAAAUGCGGACCUACGUCUCCUGAAACAAUGUGUAUCUGUGCGAGACAAACUUCUACAGAAGAAAUAUGAAGAACACAAGGCAGAAUACAGUGACAAUUUGCAGAGAGACUUGAUAGAUGCUCUACUCAGAGCCAAGCGACACGCUGAGAACAACAACACACCAGAGAUGAGUUCGGAGUCCUUGGGGCUUAGUGAUGAUCACAUCCUUAUGACCGUGGGGGAUAUCUUCGGUGCUGGAGUGGAAACCACCAUGACUGUACUCAAAUGGGCCAUCAUCUACCUUAUCCAUAAUCCUGAGGUACAGAAACGUAUUCAGGAAGAGAUGGACCGCAAAUUAGGGAAAGAACGACAUCCCCUCCUAAGUGACCGAGGCAGUCUGCCAUACCUGGAGGCCACAAUAAGGGAAGUGUUGCGGAUACGUCCAGUUUCCCCUCUUCUCAUCCCUCACGUGGCCCUACAGGACACGAGCAUUGAAAAUUUCAAAGUGCGAAAAGGGACCAGAGUCAUUGUCAACCUUUGGUCUCUGCACCAUGAUGAGAACGAAUGGAAAGACCCUGAGCUCUUCGACCCUGGUCGAUUUUUGAAUAGCGAAGGCACAGGUUUGAUCAACCCAUCAUCCAGCUACAUGCCAUUUGGAGCCGGGAUCAGAGUGUGUCUUGGCGAGGCCUUAGCCAAGAUGGAACUUUUUAUCUUCCUUUCCUGGAUUCUGCAGCGCUUUACAUUAUCCUCCCCGCCAGGACAACCUCCACCACUGUUGGAGGGCAGGUUUGGCGUCGUGCUUCAACCAGCCAAAUACAGGGUGACGGUCAUACCCAGAUCAAGUUGGAUGACAAACGAGUACCAGGCCUGCUAA
Nerophis lumbriciformis (worm pipefish) is the source of this 1557-nucleotide messenger RNA. The record is from RefSeq and is a predicted model, not a curated record. NCBI's taxonomy places the organism in Eukaryota, Metazoa, Chordata, Actinopteri, Syngnathiformes, Syngnathidae.